UUUCCUGAUGGAUGAGUCAACUCACCCCCUUGACUUGUAAAAAUCUCCAGUCUUCUUCACCCACCAUCUCUAAACUCAGAUCCAUCCCCAAAUUCUCACUUCCCCCAAAAAUGGCUCCUCCUCCACCACCCCAUCUCACCGCCACCUUCCUCCUCCUCCUCCUCCCACUCCUCCUCACACUCUCUUUUCCCACCACCGCCACACCCUCCGCCGACCUCCUAAACGAGCUCGAAAACCUCCAAUCCACCUCCCCCAACGGCGUAAUCCGCCUCAACGACAACCUCCUCCGCCGCAUCAUCUCCCUCCCCCGCCCUCGCCCUUUCUCUCUCCUCAUCUUCUUCGACGCCGCCCAACUCCACGAAAAAACCGAACUCCAGCUCCCCACUCUCAAAUCCGAAUUCGCCAUCGUUUCCAAAUCCUUCAUCCAAAACAACAAGGAAUCCUCAAAUCCCCCGAAAAUCUUCUUCUUCGACAUCGAAUUCAAGGAUUCCCAGAAAUCCUUCGGUUUAUUCGGCGUCAAUUCGCUCCCUCACAUCCGCCUCGUCUUGCCUCAUGUCGACAAUCUCAAGACUUCAGACCUCAUGGACCAGGGUGACUUCUCCCGACUCGCUGAGUCAAUGUCCGAGUUCGUCGAGUCAAGGACGAAACUCACUGUAGGCCCGCUUCAACGCCCGCCCAUGUUCUCUGGUAAGCAGAUCGUCUUCCUCUUAGCCUGUUUGAUGAUCUGUGCACCCUUUGCUUUGAAGAAGAUUCUUGCUGGUCAGACAUUGUUGCAUGAUUAUAAGCUAUGGUUAUUCGGUGCGAUUUUUGUCUACUUUUUUAGUGUUUCUGGGACAAUGCAUAACAUAAUUAGGAAGAUGCCCAUGUUUAUAAAUGAUAGAAAUGAUCCUUCAAAAUUGGUGUUCUUUUACCAAGGCUCUGGGAUGCAGUUGGGUGCUGAGGGUUUUGCUGUUGGGGGUUUGUAUACUGUUGUUGGUUUGCUUCUUGGGUUUGUCACUCAUGGGCUUGUUAAGAUUAGGAGUGUGACCUUCCAACGGUUCGCUAUGGCGGUGGCUUUGAUCGUCUCGUUCUGGGCUGUUAAGAAGGUUGUGUAUCUUGAUAAUUGGAAGACUGGGUAUGGCAUUCAUGCUUACUGGCCUUCCAGCUGGUAAUCGAGGAUUCGAGGUGAUGAAAUUUCGAUUACUUUAGUGUUAAUGUGGUUGUUUGAAUGAGGGAAUGUUGGUUGCAGGAACAUUAUUUUGUUAGAUUUGUAACCAUGACAUUUUUGUUAUUGCUCAGGAUAUAUACAUGGAAUGAAAAGUUCUAGUUACUAGUUUCUUAA
Messenger RNA from Spinacia oleracea (spinach), 1321 nucleotides. RefSeq names its product probable dolichyl-diphosphooligosaccharide--protein glycosyltransferase subunit 3B. The coding region runs from base 12 to 1151 and encodes 379 amino acids. The record is from RefSeq and is a predicted model, not a curated record. The transcript has a single exon. NCBI's taxonomy places the organism in Eukaryota, Viridiplantae, Streptophyta, Magnoliopsida, Caryophyllales, Amaranthaceae. Gene Ontology annotation, cellular component: oligosaccharyltransferase complex.